This is a messenger RNA of Coffea eugenioides, 1404 nucleotides long. RefSeq names its product malonyl-coenzyme A:anthocyanin 3-O-glucoside-6''-O-malonyltransferase-like. The coding region runs from base 1 to 1404 and encodes 467 amino acids. Lineage: Eukaryota; Viridiplantae; Streptophyta; Magnoliopsida; Gentianales; Rubiaceae. The transcript has a single exon. The record is from RefSeq and is a predicted model, not a curated record.
AUGGCUCCUUCCGGGGAACCAACCACCGUGCUUGACCGUUGUCUAGCGACACCACCGCCGGGGCUGGUGUCCAGAAUGUCACUCCGCCUAAGUUUUUUUGACAUCCUAUGGUUACACGCCCCACCCGUCCAACGCCUUGUUUUCUACGAAAUCCCUGAGAUCACAAAAACCAAUUUUAUCGAAGAAAUCAUCCCAAAACUUAGAGAUUCCCUUAACUUAACCCUCAAAUAUUAUAUCCCAUUAGCGGGAAACUUGAUCAUCCCGCCAAAUUCUGGUCCGGACUCGCCCGAAAUCCUGUACAAACGUGGAAAUUCAGUACCCUUGAUCGUCGCGGAGUCGAAUGCGAUGGAUUUUGAAUGGUUAGUGGCAAAUCAUGCAAGAGACAGUUCUGAUUUUCAUUGCUUGGUUCCCAAAUUGGUACAAUCGACGGAUGAUUCCGGGUCGAUUCUAUCUUCGGUGCUGGCUCUCCAGGUUACAUUGUUUCCCAACAUGGGAUUCUCCAUUGGGAUAACAAGCCAUCAAGCGGCCGGAGAUGCUUGCACCAUUUUUAGGUUCUCGAGGAUUUGGGCGUUUCAUGCCAAAGCUGGAGAAGCCGAAGCUGAGGAAAAGGUGAACGCACCAUGUGGAGGACCACUAGGGUCACCAUGUUGUUAUAGAACUAUCAUCAAAGACCCAAAGGGUCUCUCCUCAAUUUUCUGGAACCAAUGGAACAACAUCAGUAAACUUGAUCGUGGUUCAGGCAUUUCAUCGAACAGCUAUAAAGUUCGACAAACUUUUCUUAUUAGCCCAGAACAGGUUGAAAAUAUUAGGAAGUUAGUGCCAACUAUGCUCCGAGGGCAAGCUUAUAUGAAAUCUUUCAAAGUUGUUUGUGCAUAUGUUUGGAUAUGUUUAGUAAAAUCCCGCGGCGAGGAGGCAGUUGAUGAGGAAGAAGUAGAGAACUUUGUCUGCUUUGGGAAUUGCAGAAGGCGUUUGGAUCAUCUUGUGGCUGAAAACUAUUUUGGGAAUUGCAUUACACUGUGCAUAGCAAAGAUGAAAAAUGGUGAACUUGUGGGAGGAGGAGGAAUCCCUCGUGCAGUUGGGUUGAUUGGCGCAGCCAUGAAUGAGAAAUUGCAAAGCCAAGAGGCACUCUCUAAUGGUGCUGAAAAUUGGUUGGUGGACUUGCAGAAUUUGAAUUUGGAUAGGACUUUUAUGGUGGCUGGAUCACCAAAGUUUAAUUUUUAUCAACUGGAUUUUGGAUGGGGGAGGCCCAGAAGGUUUGAGUUUGUUUCAAUUGAUAAAACAGGGGCGGUAUCUCUUUGUGGGGGCAGAGAUCGCAACAGCGAUAUAGAGGUUGGUUUGUCUCUUCCCAAGGCUAGAAUGGAUGCCUUCGCUGCAAUUUUCAACCAGGGUCUUAAAGAUUUGUAG